AAUAAAAUGUACGGAAGGUCGUCUGUUAACCUUUUUGUUUUAACACUUGUAUAUAUUUUUAAGUUUUUCACAAGACGUACACUUGUAUUUACUACUUUCUAAAAAAAACAAAUUAAUAAACUACUUGGGUUUAGCUGAUAAGGUUAGGCAGAUAAAGUUAGAAAGGCAAGGUCGAGAGGGUUUGGGCAUCUGUUGAGGAGCGACACUGUAUAUAUUGAUCAAAAGAUGUUGCAGAUGGAGUUGCCAGGCAACAGGAAAAGAGGAAGACCCAAAAGACAUUUUAUGGACUUAAUGACAGAGCACGUAGACAUUGCUGUUGUAAAACUAGAGGAAGCAGGGAAUAGAAUGAGGUGAAAGCAAAUGAUCUGCUGACAUCUGAAGGGAACAGCCAAAAGAGUUUGAAACUCACCUUCAUAUGGUCAGUUCCAACUAAUCUAAUCCCCUAUUUGCAUGUUUUUGACCACGGGGUGAUGUUGGAGUAGCUAAAGAAAACUAAUGCACACACAAGGAGAACAUGCAAACUCUAUACAAAAGACAUGGAAUGGAACUUGCAAACAGACGGACUUCUUGCUCUACAACAACCACUGGACAUUGUGGCUCUUACUUCUAAACAUUUUUUUAACUCCCUCUUAUUUAAUCAACCGGACAACACAGAGUGUCUACUUCAGAUGACAAUCCAAUACACCGAAGAAGAUUGGUCCCAGGGGGACCCACGUACACGCCUCAGUUGCAUGGGAUACCUUCUCGCGCCCCAACAAUAGAGUGGAACAUACCACCAUUACCGAUUAUACUGGGUUGCGUCAAUGUAAACGACCACUUCUUCUAAUACCUUCGGGUGGUCGGUGGGUGUUUAUCAGAUGUGGCUACAAUUAAAAUAAGUUAACAUGUGACAUCAUCUUUCGUCACGUCGAAAGAAUCCAGUUUAACGUCAGUUUUUCUUAGUAUUGUCAUAAAACCGCCCCCAGAAGAAAAGUCAGUGGGUCGGUCUCCGUCGCCACCGCCUCUUCCAGCAGCAGUACAUUUGAUAUCCGAGACAGUACAAUCAUGGAUCCGAGCCGGAGAUUUAAAGUGCUGGAUUCAGUGGCAUGCUCCGCUGCUCACUGAGGAUGGAAAAGGAUUAAAGAGGAUUUUUAACACAAUCGUAUCAGUUAGUGGCGUAGCAGCAGAAGGAUGCCGCUGGUGAAACGCUCCAUCGAGCCCAGGCACCUGUGCCACACGGUGCUGCCAAGGAACAUCAAGAACGAGCUGGAAUGUGUGACUAACAUCUCCUUGGCCAACGUUAUUCGUCAGCUCAGCAGCCUCAGUAAAUAUGCAGAAGAUCUGUUUGGGGAGCUGUUCAAUGAAGCCCACUCCUUCUCUUUCCGAGUCAACUCCCUGCAAGAGCGUGUGGACCGUCUGUCUGUCAGUGUCACACAGCUGGACCCUAAAGAGGAAGAACUGUCUCUCCAGGACAUCACCAUGAGAAAGGCUUUCAGGAGUUCUACUAUUCAGGACCAGCAGCUUUUCGACCGCACAUCGUUGCCCAUCCCACUGCAGGAGACCUUCCAGACUUGCGAGCAGCCGCCGCCUCUCAACAUCCUGUCGCCCUACAGGGAUGAUGGAAAGGAGGGUCUAAAAUUCUACACUGAUCCGUCCUAUUUCUUUGAUCUGUGGAGGAAAAAGAUGCUGCAGGACACUGAGGAUAAGAGGAAGGAGAGGCGAAAACAGAAGCUGGAAUUUCCCUAUCUAGUGCGUCCCACUGGCUUUAUAAGCCUCCUCUCUGAAACCCCUCCUCCCUUCCUCACCCCCUCAGAGUUGCAGGAUCCCCGCAUGUAUGAUCAGGUCUAUAGGUACUUAGACCUUCCAGGGCAGCUGAAGGCCAUCGACCGCCCGCAGGAGCCAGAGAAGAUACCACGGGUGCCUCACGAUCGCAAGAAGGAGUGGCAGAAACUGGCGCUGGGCGCAGAGCUGGCCCAGGACAUUCCAGAAGACAAACACCGAGAGGCCAACGGAUCUGUAGGAUAUCACAACAACAGGGCUCCGCUCUACGCGGAGCACUUGGACGGGCCCUUCUCUCUGGCAGCGCCGCCCCACACCCAGAUGAACGAGCUGCGGAACCGNACCGGGGACAGAAUGUACUCACGGCCCAACGACCCACCGCCUCCUCCUCCGCCUGUUCACCCACUGGGAGAGAUCAAGCCUCCCUCAGUGAUCAGCUCCAGUUCUGGUUUUUCCGACAGCAGACCUCAGUCUCCUGCCCGGACAGCAGGCCUCAACUCCAAUACACCUCCUCCUCCACCUCCUCCUCUGCCCCCUCCACCCCCCCCUUUACCCUCCUCAGGGCUGCGGGGCACUCCCCCUCCUCCCAUUCCACCUCUGCCAGUCCAGCAGCAGCCACAGGCCAUCCCACCUCCUCCUGCUCCACUUCAAAUCGCUCCAGGCGUGCUCCAUCCGGCUCCUCCGCCCGUGGCGCCUCCACUCCACUCCUCUCCGGCACGUCUCCAGCAGGUUAUGGACAAAGGCUCAUCCAUGGGCUCUGGGACACAGUCAGAUGGCUCCAUCCUGCCUCCACCCCCUCCGCCUCCGCCUCUGCCUCUACCCGGGGCAAGGAGCUCCUCCCCAUGUCCCUCAGGCCCACCACCUGUGCCGGCCUUCCCCUCAGCAGCAGCCAUGGCCUCGUCAUCACCGCACACUGUCCACGAUGUGGGGACCAAGAGGCACCAUCCAGCAAAUCUGCCGCCUAUCAGCGAUGCACGCAGUGUUCUGUUGGAGGCCAUCAGAAAAGGCAUACAACUGCGAAAAGUGGAGGAGCAGCGAGAGCAAGAGGCCAAGCAUGAGCGGGUCGGUAACGACGUUGCUACCAUCCUUUCACGCCGCAUCGCCGUGGAGUACUCUGACUCUGAGGACGAGUCUGAGUUUGAUGAAGGGGACUGGAUGGAGUGAAGGGAAACACUGUGGACAGCAGAGGAGACAAGUGAUCAGGUGGCCCCUUCUCAAAACAACUUCUCCUUCUCCAGGAGAGAAUCCUAGUCGUACUUCCUUCAUGGAGAUGUUUUUUUUUUUUAAUUUAUCAUAUCUCUGGUUUGUUUGUGAUUUGUGUCUGGAGGACAGGCUCUAAAUCUAGUAUUUCCCAUGUUCCAAGACCAGUAAUUUUUGUAUUCAUUCUUUUCUGCACUACCACAGGACCUUGUUUAUCUGGAGUUCUUCUGAUGAAAGCCUCCAUGUUUACUAUAACUACAUGAUAACUUUUUGUUUUUGGUGGGGGUAAAAACAAACACUUGAUUUUUGUUGUUUAACUGUUCAUUGAGGAAAAACAUGUUAAAAAAUAAAAAAAAUAAAAUAAGAGGUGGGUUGUAUCUGCUCCAAGUCCUCAAUACAUAGUUGCCACCUGGUGGCCGAAUUUGGCAUUUGAUUAAUGCCCCUUUAAUGUCUUUUAUUUAACAUUUCCUGCAGAAAGUCUUGCAGUUUUUGAAGGCCAGUAGCUGCGGACAUGACCACUACAUGAACAGUCACCGAGUGUGGACUGCCUGUUGUUUUCUCUUUCCUCAUUAGGACUGACUUAACACUAAGAACAAGCUUAGGUAUGGGUUGACGAGUCAUUGGAUGAUUGUGUGAAUGAAAGUUUCCCGUCGUCUCCAAGCAACAUGUGAAGCCUGUCCAGCCCACGCAUCUGCAUUUGACCACGACCCCAGGGACAACAAUACGCCAAGAGACUGUCCUGAAGAGCCAUGAAUGGUCACGUUGACAUCAGGAAACUUAAAAGAUCAACUCUGAGCCAUUCGUUUUUAAGAUAGGAACUCCAAGAUUUCUUCUUAGCCACAGAUAUGGAGGCGAUAGGAUGAAGUUGUACGCCUUGUUCACGUGAAUAUUCACCGUGCUGGGGUAAGAUGUUCUACAACUCGGAAAACCUUGUAGCACCGCAAAGGCAGCUUUGGUUUUUCCUCAGAUGCCUCUUUUACUGUGGUCCUGCCAACUAACGAGAAUCAUUGUUAAUCCUCGUUCAGUUCCACAUCAGCAAACUCUCAUAAAACAUAAGAAACGUGUGAAAUCUGCUUUUGCAGGCCCGACGAAGGACACACCACGCCUUGUUGUAGCUCAUUUCAACGUAAAUGUCUACCAUUUUCUUUUGUCCGUUUGUUUGUUUAUUCUUUCUUCUACUUGCCUUAUUGUUCGUACAAACGUAUCGUUGAGUUAAUGAAUGUAUUGUGCUGUUACUACUUACUUGCCUGCGCUUGUAUGGAUUUGCUGUUUCUAUGUCUUGGGGAGGGAGGGUGAGGGUCAAAGGACAGAGCAACAAAAAAUCUCUGGUCCCCAAAAAAAAAAAAGAAAAGGAAAAAGAUUUAAUCAAUACUGUAAAACAUGUAACUUAUGUAACUGUUUACUGUAACAGUUUGCUUGAAAUAAUAAAAAUCUAAUGUUAUGUUUCAA
This is a messenger RNA of Cynoglossus semilaevis (tongue sole), 4407 nucleotides long. It is a transcript of the gene wasf1, whose product is annotated as WASP family member 1. Gene Ontology annotation, biological process: positive regulation of Arp2/3 complex-mediated actin nucleation; actin cytoskeleton organization. Bases 1171 to 2922 code for a protein of 583 amino acids. Lineage: Eukaryota; Metazoa; Chordata; Actinopteri; Pleuronectiformes; Cynoglossidae. Gene Ontology annotation, cellular component: cytoskeleton; SCAR complex. Gene Ontology annotation, molecular function: actin binding; protein kinase A regulatory subunit binding; Arp2/3 complex binding. The transcript is spliced from 12 exons. The record is from RefSeq and is a predicted model, not a curated record.